Molecule: messenger RNA, 2295 nt
Organism: Gadus macrocephalus (Pacific cod)
Lineage: Eukaryota; Metazoa; Chordata; Actinopteri; Gadiformes; Gadidae
Product: E3 ubiquitin/ISG15 ligase TRIM25-like
Exons: 5
Coding region: 281-1636 (451 amino acids)
Molecular function (GO): zinc ion binding
Source: RefSeq, a predicted model, not a curated record
CAAUAGAAACGUCCGGGAAGCAUCUCCACAGCUUUCCCCUCCUUGUGAAUGAGAGGGUCUAUGAAUCUGCGUCUAGGGAAAAACACCCUGCCUCUCGUCCAAAGUUAACAGAGACAACAGCGCCCAGUGACCGUAAAUACGCAGCUCAUAUAAAAUCAGAGUCUGGGAGGAGUUUGACCUCGGAGGGGAACUGGUCCAACUGGUUGGUUCAUCAUUUCCUUGUUAUGAGUCGGACGGUUUGGUGUGGCUCACUUCAUCACAGCAGGAAGACGACGAAGGAAUGGCCUCUGCUACUUCCGGGUCUGAGGAGGUCUCCUCCUGUUCCAUCUGUCUGGAUGUGUUCAACAGCCCAGUCUUCACACCAUGUGGGCACAACUUCUGCAGAACCUGUAUUACAACGUUCUGGGAUGAACAAGUCCAGUACAAAUGUCCUGUUUGCAACGAGCUGUUCCACACAAGACCUGAUUUACGGGUCAAUACCCUCUUUUCAGAGAUGGUUGAUCGGUUAGGAAGGACUGUUCGAGUCAAAGAGCCGCCUUGUGUUGAUCCAGGAGAAGUUCCCUGUGACGUCUGUACUGGGACCCAGCUGAAGGCUGUGAAGUCCUGCAUAGUGUGUAAUACCUCUUACUGCCAAACCCACCUGGAGCCACACCAGAGAGUCGCUCGCCUGCAGACACAUCUGCUGGUCAACCCUUUGGACAGUCUGGAAGACAGGAUGUGUAAGAAACACAACAGACUUCUGGAGCUCUUCUGUCAGACUGACCAGGUGUGUGUGUGUGUGUUGUGCAUAAUGACGGACCACAAGUCCCAUCCUGUUGUACCUAUGGAGGAGGAAUAUGAAGUGAAGAUGGCCCAGCUGGGGAAGAUUGAGGCUAAUGUUCAGCAGAUGAUCCGUGAGAGAAAACAAAAGAGUCAGGACAUCAAUGACACACUGAAUCACAGCAAAGCAGAAGCAGACAAAGAGAUGGCAGAUGGUGGACAGGUCCUCACCGCUCUGAAGCGCUCUGUUGAAAAGUGUGUUCAAGAAAAACUGAAAUCCACAGAGAAUGAAGCUGAUGGUCUCAUCAAAGAGCUGGGGCAGGAAAUAGAAGAUCUGACCAAUAUAAGCUCAGAGGUGAAGCAGCUCUCACACACUAAAGACCACCUCCACCUCCUCCAGACCUUCAGAUCCCUGAAGGAUCCUCCACCCACCAGGGACUGGACAAAGGUGGAGUUCCAUCCUCCGUCUUACGUAGGGACACUGAACAAGGAGAUGAAGAAGCUGGUUGUCCCAGAGCCAACGCUAAAGAAGUGUUUUCAGUCUACAAUGGAUGAGGAGAGAGAGGAAGGGGGUCCUACCUCUAAGACCACUCUGUCUGGGGAACAUGGCCGCCGGAGCAAAGCUGAGAGCCCAGAGCAGCAGGAGAGAGCAGACUCCUCUGGAUCCAGCUCCAAUUGUGAAUCCUUUAAGAGUGCCCAGUAUACAAAUCCACCUAUUAGGUUUAAAGAUGGAUAUCAGUCUAUUGAGAAGAGAAGGGUCCAGCAGCAGAGAGCAGAUUCCCCUGGACCCAGCUGUGACGAGUCUAUGCUCUUGUCCAUGUAUACUACAUGGACAAGAGCAAGUAAUCCAUAUCCAGAUCCAUGUCACACAUAUUAAACGGCUGCCAUUUUUUACAAAGGUCUCUAUGUAUCCAGGCAUGAUAGGAUUGUGUACAUUAUAUCAGAGAGUUUACCAUGCUUAUUUUCUACAAACACUGGCAAUGCAUAUAAAUUGUGUUGUUAGACAACAAAUGUUUUCCAGGUGCUUUGCAGAAAAGUCUGUGUUCACUGAUUUAAAUGCCACCAGGCCUGAUAUUACGAUCAUUGAUGAGGACAAUAGAAAUGUGUUCAUUCUGGAAGUAGGAUGCUUUUUUGAUUCAAGUCUAGAGGAGGCUUACUCAACAAAGCUGGUAAACUAUAACCCUCUUGUGCAACAAAUAUCUGGCCUUGCCUACAAAAGUCAAUAUCUGGUCCUUAUCUUCAGCAGCCUGGGCCAUGUGCAUAGGCCUUCAUCAGGGGUCUCAGGAUGGUUGGCUUUACCAAAGCAAGGGCAAAACAACUUGCCAAAUACUGCUCAAUAUCCUCCAUUAUUGCAAGCCGCCACAUUUGCAGAAGAAGGUGUUGUGUGUAUCGAUAAUCUGCUGUUUGAACUGUCAUCAGACCCACAUUGCGAGAUAAUGCCUGAGCAAUGUUUUGUAUCUGUAACAUUUAUUUCAUGUACAUUUCUUAUGAAUUGGGAUAUAAAUUAAGAAAUUAAAUGUGUGUGUGUGUGUGUGU